AUGGGAGACUUGAAUCCGACCUCAGACAUCCCUACACCUAUCUUGCAUUCAAGAUUUCUAGAAAAAGCUCUUCACAUAAACUCUUCGACAUCACUUAUUCACAGUUACAAAAGUAUUUUCAAUGGUUUUGUUGCCCUAUUGACCAAUGAUGAGGUUCACUGGAUUUCUGCAAUGGAAGAAGUUGUAUCAGUGUUUCCAAAUAGAAAAAAUCAUAUGCACACUACAAAAUCAUGGGACUUUUUGAAAUUUCCUCAAACGGUUAGCAGAGUGAAAAAGGUUGAGAGCAACAUCAUUGUUGGAGUAAUCGAUUCUGGAAUUUGGCCAGAAUUAGAUAGCUUUAGUGAUGUUGGAAUGAGAUCGCCACCGAGCAAAUGGAAGGGAUCGUGUCAUGGGCUACGGAAUUUCAAAUGUAACAACAAAAUAAUUGGAGCAAGGUACUACAGAAGAAAUGGCAAAUUCUCCCAAGAGGAUAUUAUUUCUCCAAGAGAUACCAUUGGUCAUGGAACUCAUGUAGCUUCAAUCAUUGCCGGAAAUCUUGUUAGUUCGGCCAACUUUUAUGGUCUUGGACAAGGUACAGCACGAGGAGGAGUCCCUUCUUCGAGGAUUGCGGUAUAUAAAGUAGUUUGGACUGAUGGUUCUGAUGACACCGACGCCAUUCACGCAUUUGAGGAUGCUAUCAGUGAUGGGGUUGACAUAAUAUCAAUUUCUUUAGGAUCAAUUAUUAUUGAAAACUAUAUGCAGAAUUCAAUAUCUGUUGGGACUUUUCAAGCAAUGAGAAAAGGAAUUAUGACAAUAUGUUCUUCCGGAAACAAUGGUCCUCGACAUAGAAUUGUCGUGAAUGUUUCUCCAUGGGAUCUUACUGUGGCAGCAAGCUCAACUGAUCGAAAGAUCGUCAACUAUUUGAAGUUGGGCAAUAUGGAGAGUUUGUUGGGAUCUUCAAUGAAUGCGUUUGAUCAGACUAAUUUCUCCAAUUUGGUGUAUGCUGGUGAUGUGCCAAAUAUUAGAGAAGGGUUUUCUCCUGAUACAUCAAGACUUUGCCGAGAGACUAACUCACUAGAUGCUAGAUUUGUAAGUGGUAAGAUUGUCAUUUGUGCUGAACAAAAUAGAGGGGACGCAGCUCUUUUCGCUGGUGCAAUUGGUAUGGUGAUAAUAGACCCACGCUACGAUCUUUUCGAACAUAAAAUGACAUUUGCCCUCCCGACAACCGUUUUUAACGAGAAAGAAUCAAACAUAUUCAUUAGAUAUUUCCAAAACUCAAGGAAUUCAAUUGCAAGAAUAUUGAAAAGUCAUGAAAUAAUUGAUCUAUCUGCACCAUAUAUUGCAUCCUUCUCAUCAAGGGGACCAAAUCCUGUAACACCUCAAAUUCUUAAGCCAGACUUAUCUGCACCUGGUGUUAGAAUCUUGGCAGCAUGGUUACCUACUAGAUCUCCUUCAACGUCGAUUUUAGAUACAAGAAGGUUGUCAUAUAACAUUAUAUCGGGCACGUCAAUGGCAUGCCCGCAUGCUGCUGCUGCAGCCGCUUAUGUGAAAUCCUUCCAUCCAUCUUGGUCUCCGGCUGCUAUAAAAUCUGCACUUAUAACCACCGCCUCCGAGAUGAGUGUAAAGACAAAUCCGGAAGCAGAAUUUGGUUAUGGAGCAGGCCUAAUAAACCCUGUAGGUGCCAUUAAUCCUGGCCUUGUGUAUGAUGCAAAUCUAGCUGACUAUGUGCAGUUCUUGUGUGGCCAAAACUACACUAACAAACAGUUGAGCCUUAUUACGGGUGACAAAAUCGCUUGCACUCAUUAUGGGAGUAAAACUUCUUUAAAUCUUAACAUGCCUUCAUUUUCCUUUCCCAUCGUUCCGUCAAAUACUCCUUUUAAUGUCUCCGUUAAUAGGAGAGUUACCAAUGUAGGAUCAUUAAGAUCUACAUACAUCGCCAAGAUUCUUACUCCGCCUACAUUCACAAUACGAGUUGUACCGAGCACACUUUCUUUCACUAACGUUGGAGAAAUUAAGUCAUUUACAUUGAUUGUUGAGGGAAUAAUGGAUCGUGUGACAGCGGUUUCGGCUUCUUUGUCAUGGAUGAGUAGCACAAACGAAUGGAUCUAUGAAACAAUCUCACAAGAUCUCCUUCACAAGAUCUUGGAACGGACUCUACAGCCGAGCAAGCAUGGACACUACUACAUGGGAGUUUUUAAGAUAACCGUCAUUUUCAUGCGGUUUCCACCUCGAGCAAGAGUUUUCCACCACCAUCAGGUGGAUUUUCCCAAGGUCUCAGCUUAUUGUCAACGUCUCAAAGUCACAAACUCUUCUGCAUCAGUUAUUCACAGUUACAAAAGUAUAUUCAAUGGUUUUGUCGCCCUAUUAACGACUGAUGAGGUUCACCUGCUUUCCUCAAUGGAAGAAGUUGUGUCAAUAUUUCCAAAUGGAAAAAUUGAUAUGUACACUACAAGAUCAUGGGACUUCUUGAAAUUUCCUCAAACGAUUAGAAGAGCGAAAGAAGUUGAAAGCAAAAUCAUUGUUGGAAUAAUAGAUUCUGGAAUUUGGCCAGAAUUAGAUACGUUUAGUGAUAUUGGAAUGGAAUCUCCACCGCCCAAAUGGAAAGGCUCAUGUAAUGGACUACUAAAUUUCAAAUGUAACAAGUAUGGGUUUUUUAUUUGA
Molecule: messenger RNA, 2640 nt
Organism: Impatiens glandulifera
Lineage: Eukaryota; Viridiplantae; Streptophyta; Magnoliopsida; Ericales; Balsaminaceae
Product: cucumisin-like
Exons: 12
Coding region: 1-2640 (879 amino acids)
Biological process (GO): proteolysis
Molecular function (GO): serine-type endopeptidase activity
Source: RefSeq, a predicted model, not a curated record